Messenger RNA from Helobdella robusta, 1812 nucleotides. RefSeq lists its product as hypothetical. NCBI's taxonomy places the organism in Eukaryota, Metazoa, Annelida, Clitellata, Rhynchobdellida, Glossiphoniidae. The record is from RefSeq and is a predicted model, not a curated record. Gene Ontology annotation, molecular function: electron-transferring-flavoprotein dehydrogenase activity; iron-sulfur cluster binding. The transcript is spliced from 14 exons. Gene Ontology annotation, cellular component: mitochondrial inner membrane. Gene Ontology annotation, biological process: electron transport chain. The coding region runs from base 85 to 1812 and encodes 575 amino acids.
UCACCAACAUCUCUGGUCCCCAAGUUGACGACACAUUACACCAUUCAUUCACGUGACAAAGACCCAAGAUGGAAGGAUAUUGAAAUGGAGAGAUGUGCUGAAGAGUAUGAUGUUGUGAUCGUUGGUGGGGGUCCAGGUGGUUUAUCAGCUGCCUGCAAACUCAAACAACUCUCCAAUGAACAUAAUAAAGAACUUAAAGUCUGCCUCGUUGAAAAAGCUUCUGAAAUUGGUAGACACACAUUGUCUGGAGCUUGCAUAGAAACAUCAGCUUUAACUGAACUAUUCCCUGACUGGAAAGACAAAGGGGCUCCCAUCCACACGCCAGUAACAGAAGAUAAACUUGCCAUAUUAACUGAAAAAGGCAGAAUACCAUUACCACUACUGCCAGGCUUUCCAUUCAACAACCACGGUAACUUCUUAGUUCGAUUAGGACAUUUAGUGAGGUGGUUAGGGGAACAGGCAGAGGCGCUGGGCGUUGAAUUGUACCCGGGAUGUGCUGCUAGUGAAAUCUUGUACAAUGAGGAUGGUAGCGCGAAAGGGAUUGCUACUAAUGAUGUUGGCAUCUAUAAGGAUGGCUCUCCAAAAGAAUCGUUCUCAAGAGGCAUGGAGCUUCAUGCCAAAUGCACAAUUUUUUCCGAAGGAUGUCACGGCCAUCUUGCCAAACAAUUAUUCCGGAAGUUUAAUCUCAGGGAAAAUUGCUCUCCCCAGUCGUACGGGAUUGGUUUCAAAGAAUUGUGGGAGUUAAAUCCGACCAAUCACAAGCCAGGAAGGGUGGAGCAUACGGCAGGCUGGCCUCUGGACAAAAAUACAUAUGGUGGCAGCUUCAUAUAUCAUUUUGGAGGCCCUGACGCGCCACUUGCUGCAAUUGGUCUUGUGAUAGCACUCGACUACAAGAACCCAUACCUCAACCCUUUUAAAGAAUUUCAACGUUUCAAGCACCACCCUUCCAUUGAACCCACCCUGAGAGGGGCUAGAAGGAUCGGGUAUGGCGCAAGGGCACUCAACGAAGGGGGCAUUCAGACUCUUCCAAAGUUAACAUUUCCAGGUGGUUGCCUGGUGGGCUGCAGUCCCGGCUUCAUGAAUGUCGCUAAAAUUAAAGGCACCCACGCUGCAAUGAAGAGCGGGUUGUUAGCAGCAGAAGCAAUUUUUAAGACUCUCCAAGAUUCUUCUGAUGAUGUUAAAACCAUAGAGCCGACAUCUUACGAGCAAUCAUUCAAGGAGUCCUGGCUCUAUAAGGAGUUGUACAAAACUCGAAACAUUCGGCCAUCCUUCAACACGAGAUUCGGUUUGUAUGGAGGCCUUGCCUACACGGGUUCCAUUUGGUACCUUACACAAGGAAGAGAACCCUGGACUCUUAAGCAUCACGCGGAAGAUGGGGAUCACGUGUUUUUGAAGCCGGCCAAUGAAAGCAAGCCAAUUGACUACCCAAAACCAGAUGGACAAAUCAGCUUCGACUUGCUGACGUCAGUAUCGUUGACGGGGACCAAUCACGAAGAGGAUCAACCUCCUCAUCUCACCCUAUUGGACGAUUCAAUUCCAGUUGAAAAAAAUCUGAAAGUUUAUGAUGGCCCGGAGGGGAGGUUUUGUCCGGCAGGCGUGUAUGAAUUUGUCGAGAUAGCAGAGAAACAUCAACAACAACCACAACAACAACAACCACAACAACAACAACCACAACAACAACAACCACAACGACUCCAGAUAAACGCGCAAAAUUGUAUCCAUUGCAAGACAUGCGACAUAAAGGAUCCGAGCCAGAAUAUUAAUUGGGUAUGUCCGCAGGGAGGUGAGGGACCGGUGUAUGACGGAAUGUGA